Messenger RNA from Chilo suppressalis (striped riceborer), 1185 nucleotides. Lineage: Eukaryota; Metazoa; Arthropoda; Insecta; Lepidoptera; Crambidae. The record is from the annotation of a GenBank genome assembly.
AUGGCGCAGGUUGGAGCUAACAUGGAGUACCAGGAGUACAAGUGGGCAUACUCAAUCAUGGACUCGUCCAAAGUAUCCGCGUGCCUGAUUUCGAUGCUGCUGAUAGUGUAUGGCAGUUUCCGGUCGCUGAACAUGGAACGAGAAGCGCGGGAAAGAGCCGAGAAGGAGCGCGAAGCAUCCCUGUUGGGCGGGAAGCCGCUUACCACGUCCUCUUCUAACAAUAAUGUACAAACUCUGAACACGAUGCAAGCUUUGUGCUUCCCGCUGGGGUCGUCGGUGGCGCUCCUCAUCAUGUUCUUCUUCUUCGACUCCAUGCAGACGCUGGUCGCCAUUUGUACUGCGAUUAUAGCGUGCGCGGCGUUGGCGUUUCUACUGACGCCUCUAUGCCAGUACGUGGCGUCGUCAGCGGGCGUCGGCGCGGCGAGGAGCGCCGUCUGCGGGCGGUAUUCUGCGCCAGAGCUGGCAGCCGCGCUACUGGCCGCCGCCAUCGUCGCCGUGUGGGUUCUCACCGGGCACUGGCUGCUCAUGGACGCUAUGGGCAUGGGACUAUGUGUGACUUUCAUCGCCCUGAUCCGGCUGCCAUCGUUGAAAGUGUCCACGCUACUGUUGACGGGCCUGCUGCUAUACGACGUGUUCUGGGUGUUCUUCUCUUCCUACAUAUUUACUACAAACGUCAUGGUCAAAGUCGCAACAAGACCCGCCGAGAACCCAAUGAACGUAGUAGCCCGUAGACUUCAACUGGGCGGUGCAAUGAGGGACGCGCCCAAACUGUCGCUGCCCGCCAAACUAGUGUUCCCUUCCAUGCACCACCAGGGACACUUCUCUAUGCUGGGUCUCGGGGAUAUCGUGAUGCCGGGCUUGCUGCUCUGCUUCGUGCUGCGUUACGACGCGUACAAGAAGGCAACGCUCGUGUGCCAGAUGGGACAAGUGCCUGGGCCCAGGUCUAUGGGGUCGCGGCUGACAUACUUCCACUGCUCGCUGCUGGGCUACUUCCUGGGGCUGCUGACGGCCACCGUGUCCGCGGAGGUGUUCAAGGCGGCGCAACCCGCGUUACUGUACCUCGUGCCCUUCACGCUGCUGCCCUUGCUGACCAUGGCCUACGUCAAGGGUGAUUUGAGGAGGAUGUGGAGUGAGCCAUUCAUAGCGCCACCUAACGGGAAAAAUGGCGCAGACUUCGACGUGUGA